AAAAGAGGUGGAUUUGUUUUGUCUCUCACAAGAUAGUCAUUGGUGGUUCGCUAAAAAGUCGAGAGGCGUUUUGUCCCAUCUGUAGAUAAGGACACAAAAUGCGCACAGAGGUCUGUGCUCCACAGCAAAAUAUUACCACCAACUGACCGAACGAGCCGUUCGUGUUGUUGGAUUGAACAGAGUAGUGUUUCCUCUGCACACCUUCGCCGUAAACAACAGUGAACAGGUAGGGAAGCGGAGCCGGAAGAACUCGCAAUUCAGGUUACUGCCUGCGCGUGCUUAACUGCAUUAUUAUUUUCGUGUGCAUUUUACGCAAUUACAGCAUAUUGAAGGUCUCGUAAGACAGAGAAGAAAAAAAAAUCAUGACGGAGUUUGGAAAAAAGAAGAUAUUCAUCUUAGUGGACGUGCUUUGCGUGCUUGUGGCAUCGCUGCCCUCUGUUAUCAUGACCGCCAUCUUCCAGCCCUAUCAGAGGGGCGUGUACUGUGACGAUGAGAGCAUUAAGUACCCCUUCAAAUCGGACACCAUCACCCAUGGCGUCAUGGCUGCUGUCACCAUCUCCUUCAGCGUCAUCAUUAUCACCUCUGGCGAAGCUUACCUGGUCCACAGGAAGAAGCUCCACUCUAACUCCACCUUUAACCAGUAUGUGGCAGCCCUUUACAAGGUGGUGGGAACCUUCCUGUUUGGGGCAGUGGUCAGCCAGUCCCUCACCGACCUGGCCAAGUUCACAAUUGGGCGCCUGCGUCCCAACUUCAUGGCUGUGUGUGCCCCCAAAUUCUGCAAUGGCUACGUGCUGGAGAUCAACUGCACCGGCAAUCCCCGCAACGUGACUGAGUCUAGGUUGUCUUUCUACUCUGGCCACUCCUCCUUUGGGAUGUACUGCAUGCUGUUCCUGGCGUUGUAUGUCCAAGCAAGGAUGGUGGGAAAGUGGGCGCGGCUUGUGAGACCCACAAUCCAGUUCUUCCUGCUGGCGUUCGCUGUGUACGUGGGCUACACUCGCGUGUCUGAUUACAAGCACCACUGGAGCGACGUUCUGGUGGGGCUCCUGCAGGGGGCGCUGGUGGCCAUCCUCACUGUGCGCUACGUUUCCGACUUCUUCAAAGUGCGUCCCCCUCGGUGCCCCUGUCCCGAGGUGGCAGAAAACGAGGCCCUGGACCGCAAAGCCAGCCUGCAGAUUGUCGACUCCGAGCACAAUAACCAUUUCAGCUACCCCACUGGGCCAGUGUGAUUGCCAGCUCACCCACAGCCAACCACUCCCACCAGCACUGCACUGACUGAGGGGAUCAGACGCUAACCCACAAUGCCCCACACGCCCCCCUCAGCACAGUCUCUAGCUAUCCUAUCGCAGACACUGGGGUGCUCUUUGCGCGUGUGUGUGUGUGUGUGUGUGUGUGUGUGUGUGUGUGUGUGAGAGAGAGAGAGAGAGAGAGUUACCAAGACACUUGGUCUUUUUAAUCUCAGUACCUGUGUUGUCAUUGUUUUUUGUUCCAAAUUGCUCCCUUUUUAUUUUUUUUUUAGCUCACUGAAUAGUUUCUACGUGGGGUUGCUGCAGUCUUUUAUGUGAAGUGAAUGUAAGGGAAAACGAAAGUGACAGCCGAUUGGCGGUGGGUGGCAGGGAGGGCUGUAGAUGGAGGCGUGGUCACGGACACACAAACCACCAAUGGCAGCCCUCAUGGAGCCUGCCCACUGUGAGAGGAUUCAUUUCUGAUCAUUUGUGGCAUGAAAAAUGGAUUGGUUUUCAAUUUUUUAUUUAUGAGCCCCCCCCCUUCCCCCCAAGGGAAGGUGAACUCAAAGAGCUUAUCUUAAAUAAAUGUGUUUGUGUGUAAUGUAGGGCAUGUGUCUGUCCCAGCAGACAGCACAGGGAGUUCCUCAAGUCUCAUCUUUCUCCUCCUUAAGUGCACCUUAGUUCUGUCAACUUAUUCUCCACACUAUGUUAUUUAAACGUUUCGCCAUCUCCAUAUGAAGCAUUGUUAGGUGGACUGCAGAACUUACUUAGCUAUGACCUAUUAUACUUUUUAAAAAAAAUUUGUGAUGUUUAAGAAUAAAAUACCACUAUGUAGAGCACAAUCACCUCACAUUUCUGCAUGCAGAGCGGCCACUGAAUCUCUUUCUCUGAGUGUCUCUUUGGGAAAGGCUUGGCCUUAAUCGUGAUGUUGUUAAUUGUGAAAAGAGGCCCUUUAAUGGCUGUUAAUUAGUAAUUGACGUGAACAAAAGCCUCUUCUCCACUGUAGGGUCGGAUGAAUAGCUGGUCUAGAAAUGACAAUGGCUCUUUCUUUCUUCUUGUUGAGCCAGACCUGAUUACUUCCACAAACCAGCGCUGGAGGGCUGCUUUAUUGUUGUGGUCGCUGCACAUCACCCUAUCUGUCACAGUUACUCUGCUGGCCUCUGCUAGCCGUGCAAUUGUAUGCUAUGUUUUGUGUUAUAAUAUUAUAUGUUGUCGUCUAUUACUUUUAUCAUCAAUUGUGAAUAUACUGUAUGUGUGUGAUUGUGUUUUUGCACAUAGAUAAAGCACAGAGCCCUGCUGUAUUAAAGAUGUAAUGCCACGGAGAGCACCAGGAGGGCCCAGAACACAGCAUUAGACUUGGGUGCUGCUGGGAGAUGAAGUCCAGAACCACAUUGAGCAUACACUCUGGACUUCAGCUCUGGACUACAGUUCCCAUGUAGACCUGCAAAGCUUUGCAACAUUUAGCCAAUCUCCCAUCAGGAUGUUUUGUUGUGAGGCUUCUUGUAUCAGAGCCUGAUCUUGAAGUACACUGAAAGCUUGUACACUGGCAGAUUUUACCAUGAUUGUGAAUUUUGAUUGUUUUUAAUAUAUCAGGGCUCUUUAUAAAAAUGUGUGUAUUCUUUGUAUGUUCAUGUGAGCUCAUAA
Messenger RNA from Megalops cyprinoides (Indo-Pacific tarpon), 2867 nucleotides. Its product is annotated as phospholipid phosphatase 2-like. The record is from RefSeq and is a predicted model, not a curated record. Lineage: Eukaryota; Metazoa; Chordata; Actinopteri; Elopiformes; Megalopidae. Gene Ontology annotation, biological process: signal transduction; phospholipid metabolic process; phospholipid dephosphorylation. Bases 363 to 1226 code for a protein of 287 amino acids. Gene Ontology annotation, molecular function: phosphatidate phosphatase activity. The transcript has 6 exons.